Messenger RNA from Brenthis ino (lesser marbled fritillary), 552 nucleotides. The record is from the annotation of a GenBank genome assembly. NCBI's taxonomy places the organism in Eukaryota, Metazoa, Arthropoda, Insecta, Lepidoptera, Nymphalidae.
AUGAAGUCUAGAUUUCCGUUUUCUAUGGAGAAUAUCCCGAGGCAAUCGGGUGUGGGAUGCCUCUCCCUGAAAUUUGGCAGUAUUUUGUCAGCCCUCAUUUUGGUUUUAUACUCGAUAUUUGCACUAGCACAAUGCCUGGCGGCGCUGAAUGAACUCCCGCACUGGUCGCCGGGCGACUUCGAUACUAUAGUGGCUUAUGCUGUUGUGUUCGGAGUCGCCAUUGCUCAUAUCGUCACUCUAUUUCUAAGCACGCUAAUGUCAAUUGGCGUGUUGAAGGAAAAAGCCAGUCUUAUGAGACCUUGGGUGAUCUGGACCUCGAUACUGGUGACGGUGUCGGUGAUGGUUUACGUGUUUUGGAUAACUCUGAGCAUGAUCAACCACUUCAAUAAUAACUCUCUCUUGAUAUACAUUGUGGAGUUCUUAGGAUUGAUGAUCCGCUUCUACAUGUUGAUGAUAGUGUCCAGCUUCUACAAGCAGCUGGAAGAGAGGCGCUGGGAGGAGAAAGAACGGCUACGAGACCUUGUCCAUAGUGAGAACUGGUAUAAUGCUGCU